Molecule: messenger RNA, 488 nt
Organism: Phalaenopsis equestris
Lineage: Eukaryota; Viridiplantae; Streptophyta; Magnoliopsida; Asparagales; Orchidaceae
Product: protein BIC1
Exons: 1
Coding region: 92-376 (94 amino acids)
Biological process (GO): blue light signaling pathway
Source: RefSeq, a predicted model, not a curated record
GUGUACUUCCAUCCCCCACGCAUCUCCCCCUCUGCUUCCUGUUAACAAACCCUGCAUUUCUCAUCUCUCGAUCCCUCGCAUACCAAUCGCCAUGCUCAAUAACCAAAGCUGCGUAAACUCCACGAACCAGAAUCAGUCUCAGGAGAAGGAGGAAACCGGUCCGGAGAGGCUGAACCGGCUCCGGUCCGAGAUGGCCGGUAAGGUAUGGAUACCGGAGACAUGGGGACAGGAAGGGUUGCUCAAGGAAUGGAGCGAUUGUACGGCGUUCGACCGGUCCAUGGUUCCGGAGGGGCUCCUGUCUGCGAGGAGGGCGUUAAUGGCUGAGUAUCGGAAGACCGACUCGGCCGGUCUGAGGAUAGAGAACCGCUGUUCUUGAGUGGGUUUUUUUUCUUAAUUAUUAUUCUUAUUUAAUAAGUUGUUUUCAGUACAAUUUUAGAAGAUUAUUAUUACGGAAGUUCAUGGGUUGAUUCUUACUCAGAUUUGCUUUA